UUUAAUGCGGCUGUGAAGUGUCAAUGUUGUCGUUGCAAUUCUCUUUCAAUCCUGUUUACAAAACAUGAAAAAAAUUAUAUUAAUCGAUGCAGUUACUGCCUGAUACAUUGCUUUACAAUUAUUUAUAUACUAUAUAACUAAAUAGUUAUAAAAAUGUCAAUAAUAAAGACCUGUCCGGGCUUGUAUUGUGGACGAACAGAGCUAGAUGAUGGUUCUUGGAGUGAAUGCGGUGCUUGUCCUAGAGGUUUUCGUACCAAUGCUACGAGCUAUUGUGUAGAAUGUACUGAUGAACCAACUCUAUAUGAUUGGCAGUACCUAGGUUUUAUGGUUCUUUUGCCUUUGGUUUUACACUGGUUUUUCAUUGAUAUGGCGGCAGCUGAAAAUCGUAAAACUGCAAUAGUUGGACAACAUAUAUGCGCAUUUGUUGAAGUGGCAUCAGGUACACUAGCGGCAUUAUUAGUAUUGCCACCAACAGGUUCUAUCGAUCUCCAUGUCUGUUCUCCUAAGGCCUUGUCGGAUUGGUACACAUUACUUCACAACCCUCAGCCUGACUACAAGGAGACUUUACAUUGUACGCAAGAAGCUGUUUAUCCACUAUAUACAAUAAUAUUGCUUCUAUAUGCCUUUAGUCUCCUAAUGACAGUUACACUUCGACCGUUCGUGUUGGUUUGGUACAAAUCUGUUCCAGGGAAGAAAGCUAUAUAUUGUGCUCUGUAUUUUUACCCUAUCCUUGUGCUAACACACACUGUUGCUGCGGGAUUAAUAUAUUGUGCAUUUCCUUAUAUAAUAAUAAUUAUAUCAAUGAUGACAUCUGCCUCGCAUUUUUCUAUCAAAAUGGAUCAAUCUGCACCGGCCUUACUGAUAUCGUCUCUUACAAAUGUCAGAAAUUUGAUAAUACUUUUAGGACAUUGGCUGGUUCAUGCUUAUGGUAUUAUAUCUUUAACUGGAUUUAAGGAAUUGUGGUACUUGACUCUCGUGCCGGCACCUGCGUUGUUUUAUAUAUUAACAGCUCAAUUUACUGAUCCAAUGAAAAUACACAAUGAUUGACUAGUUAGAGGCUCCCCGGAGAAGGUAGUGUUGAUUUGACAUGAUGAAGCUCUGAGACAGGAGGCCUUAGAGAAGGUAGAACUUGAAAAUUUAGAAAAGUAUAGGAAGAGAUACUAAUUCUAAAAUUCAAUGUCAUAAAAUCUUUAUAUAGGAUAGAAUGGUGAUGAUGUUGUUAAUAAUUAUGUUAAUUUUAAUUUUUAAUGUAAAUAAAGUAUUUAUUAAUUU
Messenger RNA from Melitaea cinxia (Glanville fritillary), 1272 nucleotides. RefSeq names its product JNK1/MAPK8-associated membrane protein. Bases 154 to 1047 code for a protein of 297 amino acids. The record is from RefSeq and is a predicted model, not a curated record. Lineage: Eukaryota; Metazoa; Arthropoda; Insecta; Lepidoptera; Nymphalidae. Gene Ontology annotation, biological process: response to unfolded protein. Gene Ontology annotation, cellular component: membrane. Gene Ontology annotation, molecular function: ubiquitin protein ligase binding. The transcript is spliced from 4 exons.